GGCUGAGGCUGGAGCUGGGAGCAGUGGCCCUUCCGCAGGAGCUGGAGCGGGAGGCGGCGGCGAGCAGGGCGCACGCGGAGCAGGACGCGCGGGCGGGACGCUGCGCGGGGCCGGGCCGGACGCGGAGACGAUGGUGACCGUGGGCCGCCGCUGACCUGCUGCGCUGCUCCGGGCUGCCGAGCGCAGGCCUGCUCCCGCCGCGGUGAACCUGCGGGCUCCUUCCCACCAGGAGUUUUGGAAAGGAAACGGGGAGGGAGGGAGGGAGGGAGGCGGAGAGGGAGGCGCCGGAGCUGGUGCGUGCGCUGGGGCACAGUCCGCUAUGACCGUGCUCGCCCUCGGCGCUGGAAGACGGCUGGCUUCCGUGCAGCACUCGGGGGCGGCUUUCCUGCAGACCUUGCUGUGGAUUUUAUGUGCUGCCGUCUGCGGAGCGGAGCAGUGCUUCAAUGUGGAGGUCUGGUUACAGAAGUACGGCUACCUGCCCCCGACGGACCCCAGGAUGUCGGUGCUGCGCUCGGCGGAGGUCAUGCAGUCCGCGCUGGCCGCCAUGCAGCACUUCUACGGCAUCAACAUGACCGGGAAGGUGGACAGGGACACCAUCGACUGGAUGAAGAAGCCUCGAUGUGGAGUGCCCGACCAGACCACAGGUAGCUCCCAGUUUCACGUCCGCCGAAAACGAUACGCGUUGACGGGGCAGAAGUGGCAACACAAGCACAUAACCUACAGCAUAAAGAACGUGACUCCCAAAGUCGGAGACCCUGAGACCCGGAAAGCUAUCCGCCGAGCCUUCGACGUGUGGCAGAACGUGACCCCCCUGACCUUCGAGGAGGUCCCCUACAGUGAGCUGGAGAGCGGCAAGCGGGACGUGGACAUCACCAUCAUUUUCGCGUCUGGUUUCCAUGGAGACAGCUCGCCCUUCGAUGGAGAGGGAGGCUUCCUGGCGCACGCCUACUUCCCGGGCCCGGGCAUCGGGGGCGACACGCACUUCGACUCGGACGAGCCCUGGACGCUGGGGAACCCGAACCACGACGGCAAUGACUUGUUUCUCGUGGCUGUUCACGAGCUGGGACACGCCCUGGGCCUGGAGCACUCCAACGACCCCACGGCCAUCAUGGCCCCGUUCUACCAGUACAUGGAGACCGACAGCUUCAAGCUGCCCAGCGAUGACUUACAGGGCAUCCAGAAGAUCUACGGGCCACCUGACAAGACCCCCCCACCCACGCGACCUCUGCCGACGGUCCCCCCACACCGCUCUGUUCCUCCGGCCGACCCUCGGAAGAAUGACCGGCCCAAGCCUCCCCGGCCGCCCACGGGCCGACCUUCCUACCCGGGAGCCAAACCCAACAUCUGCGACGGGGACUUCAAUACUCUCGCCGUUCUCCGCCGGGAGAUGUUCGUUUUCAAGGACCAGUGGUUCUGGAGGGUGAGGAACAACAGGGUGAUGGAGGGGUACCCCAUGCAGAUUGCGUACUUCUGGCGGGGCCUGCCGCCCAGUGUGGACGCCGUGUACGAGAACAGCGACGGGAACUUUGUCUUCUUCAAAGGUAACAAGUACUGGGUGUUCAAGGACACGACCCUCCAGCCGGGCUACCCACACGACCUGGUCACCCUGGGAAGCGGAAUUCCGCCUCACGGCAUCGAUUCGGCCAUCUGGUGGGAGGACGUGGGGAAAACCUAUUUCUUCAAGGGGGACAGGUAUUGGAGAUACAGCGAGGAGAUGAAAACCAUGGACCCCGGGUACCCCAAGCCCAUCACCGUGUGGAAGGGCGUCCCCGCCGCGCCGCAGGGGGCGUUCGUGCACAAGGAGAACGGCUUCACGUACUUCUACAAAGGAAAGGACUACUGGAAAUUCAACAACCAGAUCCUGAAGGUGGAGCCCGGCUACCCCAGGUCCAUUCUCAAGGACUUCAUGGGCUGCGAGGGCCCCACAGACAGAGACAAGGACAGCCCGAGCGCGCCGGACGACGUGGACAUCGUCAUCAAGCUGGACAACACGGCCAGCACCGUGCGGGCCAUCGCGGUGGUCAUCCCGUGCACGCUGGCCCUGUGCCUGCUGGUCCUGCUCUACACCGUGGUCCAGUUCAAGCGGAAAGGGACGCCGCGGCACAUACUGUACUGUAAGCGCUCGAUGCAGGAGUGGGUGUGAAGGCUCGGCCUCCGUCUUCCCCAGGAGUUUGUGCUAACUUGAGGUCCGAGACGAGAGCCGUUGUGUUCUGCUGGUUCCUGGCUAGCAGCAGGCUGGCGCGGCCCGCGGGGCGGCCGGCCCCGCACGUGAGUGGAAGUGCAGCCGCGGGAGGCUCCGUGAUGCGCCGCCCCCGCCUUUCUCUGCCCUUGUUCUUCGCCCUUCAGCUGUAGGCCUGCCCUCUGCACGCUCAAUGCCCAGUACAUUUUCAGGAGUAACCCGAGAAGAGGGAAACAAGAAGAAAAGGUUCUUCUCAGAGGUUUCUAACAGGAUUUUCCUUCUGAAGUCUGAGCCCAAUUCUUGGGGGGAGGGGGAGGGAAGCAAAACAGAAAACCCACAAAGAAAAGUGAAGGAGGUUACACAGAAAACCCACAACUGAACUUUCAGGAAAGUGUGAAGACCCAAAACAGCUUUGUCUCCAAAGAAGAGAGCUCUGACUGCUCGGGAAAGUCUCGUGUGUGUGUCCUUGUGUCAGGCGGGGUGGGGACGCACAGGAAGCCACUGUCGGGACUGCCGUUUUCCAGAACACAAGGGGCCAAAAUCUCUGCAAUAUAGUAACAGCCUUAAUGAGACACCCAUUUUUCGUUUUCUACAGCUGGUCUCAGCCAUGUGUCCGUGUCCGUACCAUGUAUACUCAGAGUGAGAUUCAGACAGGACCUUCGCAUUGUUCGGAAGUGUCUCUGCCCUUCUGCCACCUCGCCCGUGUCACUGUGGUGACCCCCCCCAAGCUGUUUUAGGCCAUUGCCCCGGCCUUCCCUGGUCUGUCGGGAAUAUUCGUUAGAGGGAGCAAGAAGCAGUAUGUCCCUGACGUGGUCUGAAGCGCCAGUUGUCUCAGAUGGCUAUUUGACACUAGUGACACGUCAGUGUAACCCUUUGGGAACUGUCAGACCAGCUUUCGGAGUCGCAGGGUCGUCAGCUUUGCUGUGUGGUGGUUUGCAGGACGGGCGGUGGGGACGCCAGGCACAGCUUCAGGAAGGUCAGGUUUUUAAAGCAGAUAUCCUAUAACCCCAUGUAAUUUUUAAGUGACUUACGGUACUGCAGAAAUGCAUUUAUGACACACAGAGAUGAUGUUACUUGCCAAACAAUUUCCUGGCAAAUAAAAAGGUAUUUUAUUAAGUAUCUUGUAAGAGUGAAAUUUUAUUGGAACAAAUGCUGAUAAUGGCCUGUCUUGUUCGUUGUUGUUAGAUGCAUCGCAUUUCUGUUUGAAAACCCAUCGCAUGACAGUUUAGCGUGCCUUGGUCCAGGCAGGGCCCUCGCCGUCUGACAGGUGCAUGCAGGUAGGUGUGGCUGGGCGCCCAUCACCUGCCGCACGGCCGCCGUAGUUCUCCAAGGGUUGGCAUGGCUGCCGACGGCUGGCACCCGUCUGACCGCUGACAGAGCCCACAGGCCGCAGAGCCGCUCACCGUGGCGCUGACUCGUCCCGGCACCAGUGCCGCCACUUUCGCGUGACCUGUGGAGCAGGUUUGUACUGGUAUUUUUUCCUAGAGAAAAGCCAGCACCCAACAGACUUCGCUGUUGAUUUUCCGAGCUGCUUCUUGCCAUGGGAGGCGUCUGGCUGCUGGGCUGUGACCUUGUAGAGACAGUCAGAGGGAGCCCCCCACCGAGGAGCCCCCAGGAGCCAGGCCCUGGCUUCGUGGGGACGCCCGAGUGUGAGGAGAUCCUCUGGAGACAGUGAGCAGCUUGCCUGGAACUUGGUUUCCCAUCCGCUGGCUGGCUCUUACCCGUUGUCUUCUGUGGCAGUUGUCCUUGGAGAGCCCUGCUCUGUCGGUGCCCUCUGGCCUUGAACUUGCAAAUGCGCAGAUGGAGGACGCCUCUGCCGCUCCUCCACUGGGUGGGAACUGUUCUCUGAACUCCUGGUGAGUGGACGCUGUUUGCCUCGAGUGGAUGGACACAUGGACGCUCUGCUGUCACAUGCACUCCAGAGCCCCGGAGGGAGAAGGGACUUUUCAUUUUCCUAUAAUGUAAUUUCAAGUCUAAAUUCAUCAUUUUAGGACAAAUAUAAAACUAUAAGAGAAAAAAAAUCCUCACAAUACUUGAAUUGCCAGUGUGGCUUUUAUGUAAAGCAGGAAUUUUAUACUGGUGAGAAUUUCUUACUCAUUUGCUGAUGAUGCAGAUUUCCAGAUGAUUUUUAAUGAGUGUAGGUAUAACUUCUUGUUUGGAAGUGGACAGGUUGGCUGCCUUGAAUUUGUAUUUCUCCUCCACGCGGCAUGGAAAUGAGAACGCCUUCGGCUGCAUGUUAUGACUGGGUUGGUUGGCAAAGCAUUUGGGAAUCAAUGCUGGGUGGCACGUGGUGAAGCCUUGCGGACGGUUACUUCUUACAACCUGGACACUACAAUGUAAGGCGAAGAAAGGAGUGGGUUUACGGCCAAACAUUCUGCGGUGCGCACUGCGUCUGGACGGGCGGGGCAGGUGCGUGAGGGCCGCCACGCGGGGGGCCAGUCAGCCCGCAGCCUCCCUCCUGCUCUGCUCUGGGCGGUGCUGGGAGCCAGCUGUCACCCCGCCGAGCGGGGGCCUGGGCGCACAGCUCAUUGACACAGUGCUUGCCGGGGAGGCUUUAAUCCUUUUAGGGGGGAAAAUGACUGGAAAUUUCAUUUUGCUAAAGAUUCGGAUGAGGAACCGUGGCGUUUUGGGACACGGGUGAGUCACCGCGGAUCCCGUCAACACUGAGAACUGAUGUUCUUUUCUCUCAAAUGAGAAAGAAACUGAAGCAGAAGCCAUUUGCCUGUUUACUCAUUUAUCACAAUAUCCUGACUCAUCCUGAGACUGUAAGUAUCUAAGGGCUAGAAAAGGACGAUGGCUUUCACAGGGAGGGUUGUCCCCUGCGCUUCAACCCUGCACACAUCAGGCUCAGCGUUGGGUCGUGUUUACUUCACUGUGAGAUGAGAGUCAUGGGAUAAGAAAAGGCACACGCGGCUUCUCUCUUCACCAGGGCAUUUAUGUUCCAGCUGAGACCGCGAGAGGAGAAAACGCCACGUGCGACAGUCCGAGCGUGGGGCGCUCGGUGCCGGGCGUCCUCCUCUCCCCUGGGGGCUGGGGCGCAGCUCAGUGCCGUGGGGUGUGGAGGGGACAGGGGACGGUCCAUGGGCCAGCCCACGACGGGCCAGCCAGCCUCGGGAGACUCGCGUUGUCCAGCGGCUGUCAGCUCCCGGCGCGGACACGCGGGAGUGCAGACCAGGCUUUCCCCACCAGCAUGAACACACAGCGGGACCACAACCCCAAUUUUCCUUCUAGGCCGUGGUUUUUCGUUGCUUCGAUAGAAACGCACCUGGAAGCGAGGUGGUGAUCCUUACGCAAAUUGAUAGUUUAUCAUGUUAACCCAAGACUGUCGUUCUGUGUGUGAUUGAAGGACCGGAGGAAGCAUUAAAGCAGCGGUCAGUCUGCCCUCCUCGGACCAGCACGGCCACCCAGACCUUCGUGCAGGAGCAGGAUUUAGCUGUCGCCCUGUCUGGGGGCACUGUCUGCGGACCUGGGGUCAGGACAGGGGUGGGGGUGCCCCUCACAGCUGCAAAGGGAGCAGAUAAGGAAGCGGACUCGGUGGCAUGAAAGAGGACGAGUCCUGUUACCAGUCACAGGGCAAGGCUUUCCUGAGCCGGUCGGCACCAGUUACCAAGUCAUCGUUCACACAAUAGUGACUGCGUGAUGCAGGCCAGAGACGGGCCGGCUGGAUCAAGCAGAUGUUCCUUUUACUGUCAGACCGCGUGUAAUCUUUUCCUGUCCGCACGCGGUUUGUUUCACACACUGUACGCUUUUAUUCCCUUUCUGUGCGUGAUUUACAAGUGCGACGCGGAUGAGGAUGUGGCCAGCUCCACCGUGGGGGUGGGCCGUGCAGACGACACAACAUGCCCUCAGUAACACGAGUGACAGACGACAGGAAGCGUUGCUGUGUGCGGCUGACAUCCUGCCCCCGCGGCUCCAGCUCCCAGAGCGCCGUGCGUCUAAGUGGCUGGUUCUCGUCACCUGGGAGGCAACCACAGCUCCUCAGAGGAGUGUGACCAGUUCUAUGUGAAAAUCAGGACCUUAUAGAUGGAGAACGCAGCACCACACCUCACGCAAAAAAGCUGAAUGUGAUGCCGGCCAACAUCAGGGAAAUGGAGGAAGAGGAAGGUGAGUGCUAAGCAGGAAAGCGCGGUGUUGCUCCGGGCCGCUGCUGGGCUGCUUAGCAGGAGUAAGGAGAGGACAGAGGCGGCUGCAGCCUGGCCGCACUGCGCCCUGGACGUCACCAGCCGGUGGGCACGAGGGCACAACGCCCGUGCGCUGCUGUCCAGGCCAACGGGUCACAGGUGGGUGUCGGUAGGCACAGCGGGAAAGAUGGUGACGUGGACUCUCCUGAGGAAAGCAGGUCCUGGGACAGAAACCUCCCUCCACCCCCAGAACACAGGACAGUGGCCCACGCUGUCUCGGAGACGCCGCGUCAGGUCCCCGUGUCGCUGACGGAAGCCUUCGUCCAACAUGUACUGCGUGGAUUGCUUUCCAUUCCUUUCCUUUGGUGUCAUUCUGAAAUAAUCCUGAGCUAUUUCAGGUCAGAGUAACAACAUCCAGUUACAAAUCUUUCUUUCAAUAUUUUAUAUAGUGUCUCCUUUGAAAUUGAAGUGGAUAGUAUGUAAAGCCUAAGAUCGCAGACGAUCUGACAAACACAGAAAUUGGGUGAAAACCAGAUGUCAUUUUGUAAAAUUUCUGUCAAUUUUUUGGUUGAAGACUGAAGUAGCAGCCUUCAAUUUUUAAACACGAUUGUGAGCUUGUAACGGGACACGACCUGCAGUGGUUUCAGAACAAAGCUAAUUCUUUACACGCACUGAGGGUCUGAGCUCCUGAGGGUUGUCACACUGCCCUUCCCAGCUACGCACAGCGGACGCUCUAAGGAAAAUGUCUCAGUAGCUCACGGUCAGUGCAUAAUAAGUAUAAAAAGUUAAGAGAUGGAAGAUGCUGAUUUUCAGAGAUGUCUGAAGAGCCGAUGCCUUUCCAAUGUAAAGAGCAGAGUGUCUUAGACUGUAUCUUACACUAACUUUGGGCGUGAGCGUCAGGUUUGCACGCACAUGUCCUUGCAUUCAAGGGCACACGUCAGCCGAGUGUACACUAGAAGGAUGUGUGAUCCAUGUAACUGCCAUGUGUGAGCUGAGCUUCAGAGCUGGACUUCAAGCCCGUAAGAAGGGAGGGGAAAGUCAGUAGAAAUAUGAAAGUGGGAUCCCUGCAUCGUGGUAAGCCAUUCAGCUUCUGAGCAAGAGGUCAUGAACCCUCAUAGAACCAGGACAGAACGGUGACCCCGAAUAAAAUGAUUAACUUUUUGACUUACAAAGAUGUUCCUUGAGUGUGUUAUCCUCUUGUUUUUCUCCACGAAAAAAGAUCCCUCAAAGAGCAGACUUUUCUGUAGCCUUCAGUCCAUAGCUAGACUAGAUCCGGGUGUGAGACUUUGUGAUGGGCCUCACAUGUGACCACGGGGCGCUUUUCCGCGGCUGGGAGACGGCGCUGCUGGCACUGGCGAGCUUUCAUGUGAGUGUGUACUUCUUGCUAAGACGUGGAUGAAUGAGGCUGGGUGUGAGCUGUCUCAGUGUCACUAGGAUACAUGUGUCAAGUGCUCACGUGAUGCCCGUGUGAGCUCGUUUCCUCUCUGUCUCUUGGCAGCCGGGUUGUGAAGGUAAAACACACUUCCCUUGAAUGAAUGAUUCAAUCAUUAAAUCGUGUCCUCGGUUUCGGGACCACUGACAUAAUACCACAAAGACCACAUUAUCACGUGUCUCCGCACAGCUCUUCUUUCAUACCCUUGCCUGGAUACAACGAGGUGUUUAGUUCUGUCACUUCUUUUGUAUCUGGCAUGGACUCUGUUCGGCCUUUAUAGUGUCCCACGUACGACACAUCACACACAGUCUUAGCUACUCUGCUACUUCCAGACAGGAUGUCCCAGCACGCAGGACUGUGAGCCUGCUUCUGCUGCCCCUCCAAUUGUGAAAUUAUCUGUUUGCUUUGUGUGUGUCACCUGAAGACACCGGUGGCUGGCAGGGAUUUGGUCUUUAGUGUUGUGUGCAGUCUGCACCUAUAUUUGCAUGCUUUUCCACAUUCUCCUGCUCCUUGUUUUUACCGAUUUGAUUUCCCUUCCCUCUGAGAAGAGCAGAACGGGGCAGCAUGGCACGUCCGACAUGGUGCCCAGGACCUAGCCUCCGUCCCUUCAGUUUCACGCGAGGACGCAGACCCACUCGUUCCGCACACCUGUGUGGGGCUCCACCUUUGUCGAGCUGUUCCCUGGAGGAUAGUGAGACACUGUUGUCUUUGGGAUGCCAGCUACAGAAGUUUGCUUUUGGAGACUGUGUGUACAUAAUUACACAAAACUAAAUACCACAAUACAGUGUUGUUUAAGGCACAUCGUGAGUACACAAAUGCCUGAAACCUCCAUCCUUGGGUCUGUUUCUCUUUGUAAAAUACGUAGAUAGUAAAGAGAGGGAAAGAGAGUGGGGUGUGGGUGGCCGCUCUGUGCUGUGCGUCUGCAUUGGCACGUCGAUCGACCUCUAUUUUCAGGGGUUGGAGACUCACCCGUAAGCAUUGGUUUUGGGCUCAAGGUCAUGAAAAAUUUUGUUCUUAAGUAUACAAUUUUAAACAAAUAUAUCCUGUUUUUACACUAUUGGAGGGAAAUAAAUGGAGUUUACUGCUAGUUCAAUUUUGCGUGACUAUAACUUGGAAGAAACUUAGCUUUUCUCGACAACAUAAAAUCGAAUUAGUCCAGAGUCUAUGGAUGGUUUUUUAAAAGACUCGCUCAUUGACUCUGAGCAAACCGCCUGCUCCACCAGGGUGGUGACCUGUCUUCGAGAGGUUUCAACACUCGUAUGCCGGAACUGACACCAUCUUGGUUCCAACGGUGGAUCAGUACGAUGAUGAAGGCGGUCACGGCCCCUCUACACGCCCUCCGUAACCGAGACUGGGAAAUACGCACGUCACUAAGAGAUUAAGGGGGGCGGGGGCUAAUCCCAUUGAUUUAGGCAAAUACUAUAUAUAUAUAUAUUUAAAAUUGCACAUUUAUCUUUCAGAGUCAGAAUGAGAAAGAAGAAAUUACAAAGGAAAAUGGUCUCUUGGGUAAACAAUACACAUUUUAUAGCCUCCUAUGAAAAUCAUUUAUUCCAUUCUCUGUUGUGGUUGUGCGAAGUAAAGAGACUAUAAUGCAUAAAAUUAACGCAGACUUUAUUCAAAUAACAUUGAACUGUGAAGCAGAGAAAAAUACUAGAAAAUUAAAUCUUUAGGCCAUUAUCUUUUUGUUGUCUGACAAUAUUUUAACUCCCAUGAUAUGUUCAGUUGUGGAGAGUGUGUUACCAUCUAACUUUAAGGUUCUGGGUUCACAUCACACUCCACGGUCUCAGUAAGUUGUUGAUUAACAAGUAGCCUUUUGUGUGCAAGGAAAGGAAGAUGUGAAACAUCUGCUGAAUGGGCGUUCAGGUUUGUGAGUUGGUGGUCUCUGCCCGCACAGGGUUCUAGACGUUUAUACCAUCCUAAACCCGGCAGAUGUUGUAUCCUUUCAGAUAGCUUGUACUGACAAACACAGAGCUCUUUUGUGUGCAAAUAUAAGGCUAAAUCAAUGGUGCUAAUGUGUGUUAUGACUGUCAGAUACAAUCAGGCAAAAUUCUGUGGUGCUUAAUUAAUUUUGUCAUUGGUUUUACUGAUCACUACAUUGAACAGUGUUUGUUAUUCACUAUUCACAAGUUGUCUUUAUCCGUAAAGCAAGGCCUCAUAGCACAUUGCUAAGUAAACUGUUUGACGAGUCCAUGGACCAGCUCCCCAAGCUGCCAUCUCUGGACUCCUUGUACUGUUACGUCCUUGAAGGUCAAGGGGUCAUGCCAUUAACCUCACCGAUGUAGACCAUCACCAGGACCGGACUUUCCCACAAGUGCUUGUGUUUACAACACGCGUGUCACAGGCUAGGAUCACCCGCGUGGUCCCAGCCAUGGUGGUCAGAGUGAAGGGCUGUGCCGGGAUUUGUUCUGUAUUUGUUAAUUUAUGUUGUUUCCAUUCGAGGAGGGGUUGGGGUAGCGCGUUUUUGUCUGCUGUAAGUGUCUUAACCUAGGGAGGGUUAACUGGCUUUUUCCAUGAUUGCAUCAUCUGUACU
Molecule: messenger RNA, 10262 nt
Organism: Rhinolophus ferrumequinum (greater horseshoe bat)
Lineage: Eukaryota; Metazoa; Chordata; Mammalia; Chiroptera; Rhinolophidae
Gene: MMP16
Product: matrix metallopeptidase 16
Biological process (GO): extracellular matrix organization; proteolysis; skeletal system development
Cellular component (GO): extracellular matrix
Molecular function (GO): metalloendopeptidase activity; zinc ion binding
Source: RefSeq, a predicted model, not a curated record